UUUCUCUUAAGCCACUAAGUGCUCAGCUAUAAAACACCAUUCACUGCUUCAGGCCCUCUCUCUGACAUCCACCAAAAUAUUCAAGCCACAUGGAGGAAGAAGAAAUCAAGGAACUUCAUACUCUAUCUCAGGCAAACCCACUUCAGAACCUUCUUCCCUUCUGUUCUUCACAAGAAACACAUCCCACAGCAACUCACCUAAACAUGCAACCAGAUGAAGUCUCUGGAACCCUUAGUCUGCCACAUGAAUACUCAGCUCAAAAUCCUGAUACCAGCACAAAAUUUGCCAACAGGUUGUUACUAAAUUCUCAAUUCCAUGUUCCAUUCCAUAUAUUAUCCCCAAACAUGUCAUGUCUCAGUACUGAAGAAGAAGGAAGAGAGUAUCAGCUAAGCAUUGACAAAGACAAGAGGCUUAGAAGAAUUAUAUCCAACAGAGAAUCUGCAAGAAGAUCAAGGUUGCGCAAGAAAAAACAAAUUGAAGAGCUCCAGUCACAGGUCCAUCAGCUUCAGACCAUCAACCAUCAGUUAGGACAAGAGCUUAUCCAUCUGCUGGAGAACAACCACAGGAUCCUACAAGAGAAUGCUCAACUCAAGGAGAAUGUUUCCACUCUGCACCUGGUACUUGCUGAUAUGUUUUCAACUCUGAAUAAUCUGGAAGAUAUCACUGGCAACAGCAACCAGCAACUUAGGGCUGAAGCUACAAAUCAAUCUACCCUAAGCUAGUUUCAUGAAUUUCCAGGCUGGUCUUAUGCAUUUAUAUGGCUUUGAUGACAGAGAGGAAACAAGAACAGAGUUGUCAGAAAAAUGAGGAUAUAAAAGCAUGGAAACUAGGGUGUAUGAGUUCUGGUGCAGGUACAAAUCUGUAAUUCAUAAUUCAGUAACAACAUGUAAAGUGAGAAGGGAGUUGUGAAAACAUUAACCACAGAAUGAUUUAAGAGUGCAGAUUAUCUAUAAGAGUAUUGAUAUUUGCCUCUACAUUCAACUAAGUUAAAUUUGUUUACCGAGUUUCCUGAUAGUACUGUUUGGUUAAUAAAUCAUAUACUGUAGC
Molecule: messenger RNA, 1047 nt
Organism: Rubroshorea leprosula
Lineage: Eukaryota; Viridiplantae; Streptophyta; Magnoliopsida; Malvales; Dipterocarpaceae
Source: the annotation of a GenBank genome assembly